AUGUCGUCCUCCUCGCGAGGACGCGAGGGAGGCAUGGGCGGGAAAAUCGCCGAAGGUCUCGGCAAGCUGCCCGACGACGAUGCAGCUGAGCGAAUGCGCGACGACGGUCCAGCCGACGUGGCGGAAGACGGUCCAGCCGAAGUGGCGGAAGACGGUCCAGCCGAGGUGUCGGAAGACGGUCCAGCCGAGGUGUCGGAAGACGGUCCAGCCGAGGUGGCGGAAGACGGUCCAGCCGAGGUGGCGGGAGACGGUCCAGCCGAGGUGACGGAAGACGGCGGUCCAGCCGAGGUGACGGAAGACGGUCCAGCCGAGCUGCUGCCAAACGACGGUCCGGCCGAGCCAUUGGAGGCCGUUCCGAUCGAGCUGCCGGACGAUGGUGCAGCCAAGCUGCUCGAGAAAGCCGGAAGCGGCGCAAGCUUCGGAUCCGCUGGCGAAGGAGACUCGGUGGACGAGGAAGAGGCGAUGGCGGACGGCGGCACGACGAGACCGAGUCUUGCGAGCCUCUCAGCAGAGCCCAGAGAGAAUGAUGGUCCAGCUUGCACGGUGUCCAUUGGGACAGUGGACUGCGUUGUCGAGGGCUCGGAUGCCAUGCGGACUCGCUUGCGAGGUACGUCCUCGUUGCGCUCCAGCCUCUCUCGCUCGAUCUCUGCCGCACCGCCUUCCACAUCAUCGCGGGCCUCAUCGGUCGCGGCGUGCGUCUCGCUGGCCGACGGCCGCGUCAUAGCGAGCAUGCGACGGCGGUCGCGCUGA
Tilletiopsis washingtonensis is the source of this 750-nucleotide messenger RNA. RefSeq lists its product as hypothetical. Bases 1 to 750 code for a protein of 249 amino acids. The transcript has a single exon. The record is from RefSeq and is a predicted model, not a curated record. Lineage: Eukaryota; Fungi; Basidiomycota; Exobasidiomycetes; Entylomatales.